UUUCAAAAUAGCAGAUGUUGCCGUAAGUGAUGCCAGCUGAUCGAGACAGCAGUAGCGCCACCAGUGGGAAAAGUGUCCCCAAUGGCACAACGACAAGAGUAGUUACAAAAAGAGUAGAGCCAGCACCACCCAUAGAGAUUUUACCCGACGGCACUCCAACAUCAAAAUAUGAGGAAUGGACAACAUCCAGGAAGAUUGUUAAUCACAAAACCAGACAGGUAGAGACGCGAGUGCAGCGCCAGUUGGUUUACGAAGAUGGAAAAGUUGUAGCUGAUAGUGGACCUCAGAUCUCUACUAAAACUACAGAAGACAAUCGUAAAGAAGAAACCGAAAACACAGAUCAUAAGUCCACGGGUGGAGAAAAUCUGGGUCCUCAUUACAUUGCUGACCCUGGUUCAGUGCGAGUAAUUACAGAGAAAACUGAAUCACGUCAAACCACGAGGGAGAAGAAAGAAGAAAAUGUGGAACUGCACGAUGAAGGUUUCCGGGAACUGACAGGCACAGAUCUUCACCAGAAGGCACUGGGAGCUCCUGAUCAUGAACUUUUCAGUCGAGAAAUUGAUGUCAGAAAACCAUUCCCAGGGAAAGUCACUCAUUACUCUUGUCGUGGUCAGAAAGUGACAGAUAAAGAGGAAGUUAAUGAAGUAUCCGAGUGGAAGGACGGGGAAAUGACAACAGAGACCACUACUACACGGCAUCAUGAAGAACAGCAUGACGAAGAAGUUCCUGAGGACGAAACCGACGAGUCGGCGAUGCCAGAAAUAUCCACGGAAACAAUAAACAACAUUGAGUACUAUGGAGAUAACAUCAACCAGGAGAGUUUGACUGAAAAACUAAAACGAGAGAAAAAAGAGAGUCUCAGACAAGUACUUUCUUCAGAGCGACAGGAUGAAGUCUCCAAAACUACAGUGGAUGUAGAACAAGAGGAUGCCAUCAAGAAAAUUGAAACAAACCAUUGGGUAAAGAGCCAUUUUGGCUCGAAUAAUGGCAAUGACUAUGGACCAGCAACCACUAAAACGGCUAAAAAUGUUAUUCACAUUCAACUGGUCAAUAAUUCCAAACCUCCCUCUUGUGUCCGAAUGGAUAAAAAUUUGGUAGAAUAUAGGAAUACUUCGAAAUGCUCUCAAGAAGAAUCGCUUUCUUCCUCAGAAGGAUGGACUUGUGACAAAAAUAAACAUUUUCUAGGGGUAUCCGAAUGGGAUUCGAAUCCUCGUAGACUUUCUGAAGUUCUAACUUCUUCUUCGCCAUCACAUAAAGAAAAUACCAAAUCUAUCUCACCAGCAAACUCAUGGAAAGAUAACUCCAAUUACGGUUCAUCCAUCUAUCUGACAACCACGAGUUCACCAAAAUGUGAUUCAACAUCUUUGAGGAAACACUCUAACCCAUGGAGGUCGACCUCUGUUAUCAGAGACGACUUCUGCAGAACAUCUCUGGAUGAUCAGAAGGAAGAUUCUCAUACACACAAUAGGCAUGAGCCUUUCCACUCAAACAACAAUUCUUUUGAUAGAUCCAAGAUUCACGGGUCUCACUCCCCAAGGGAUACUCCUCGAAUGUUUACAAUGUCUGAUGAAUCCGGAGCUCCCAGAAACUCUUCUUUCGUGAAAGAAGAUUUUGAUCAUACCCUGCCACGAGAUACAAAAUUUAAGAGUGAACCAUAUAUCAGUUAUUUUUACACCUCAGUGAAAUCUUCCCCUCAAGAUAGUGACAGGAAAGAUAGCGGUGUCCAAGUGGAUCUUUUGGAAAACAGUCAUUGUGUAACAUUACCUUGGCAAUCUCCAGUGCAUCCUUUGAGGGUUUUUGACGAAAGAGAUAUCCAAACUUUACCAAGAGCUAUUUCUAAGAACCCUCAACAAGAGCAAACAAAACAUGUUGCGGCAAGGACACCUCGAUCUUUCUACUUUGGAGACGAAUGUGACAUCAGCUUCCACAAUGAUAGUAAAAAUAAAAUAUAUCAAUCUCAAAAUUUUGAGGAAACCAACAGUCACACACGAUUGUUAAACCUGAACAACGGUAACCUUGAGCAGCCGGACGGUCAUUACACAAUAGAACAAAAAGUCAAAAUAAAGGACAAUCCCCAAAAGUCGUCCAUUCUUUUAAAUACAGGAGAUCUAAAGAGUCCCCAUUACAAAACUGAACUAGACUGCAGUACUGAUGAUAACUUUGGGAAUCAAAAUCACUAUUGCAAAGUGAUGAACAGUGAUGCAUCUGGAAGAAAAGAUUCCUAUCAUCAUAAUAUUUAUAGCAACAUAACUCACGGGAAUAAUCAAAACGGAAAUGACGUCACAAUCACUUCUGUCAGUCAUGAAAAACGUAAAGAGUUCAUGCAAGGUCUUCUUGACUCUGCUACUCCAGAAAAUGAUAUUAUUUAUUCGAUACCUUCAAAAAAUGAUAUGAAAAGACGACAACAUCAAUGCUCUCCUCCACCUCCACUCCCCCAUAUUGAAAAAACUUCUUCCACUCCCCCACCAAGUCUUACGAAAGUAGAUUAUUCACCAUCUGAAUCAGAAGAAGAGGCUCAUCCACGCCCGAUCCCACCUCCCCCAGCUGGAGGACUGUUUGAUAAUAAUACUCUUCCGAAGUUUCGUUCAGAGAAAAGUCCCAUUAGUGCUCCAGUGACUAAAGCCUCUUCGACUACAACACUGGAAAUCAAAGGAGUGUCCAGUAAUGCCGGUACAACGCUUUCACCAAAUAACACUCAUCACGAACGUGGGGGAUUCGACGUACCUGUCAGGCCACCUCGCAGGCCUAAAGCAGUGGUGGUCGAAGUUCGAGACUGGGAUAACAGAUAAACAUUUUUUGUCGAUAAAAAGCCUACUAGUGCUGUAAUAUCAAAUAUUAGGCUUAACAAGACAUAACUUAUAAUUUUAGAGGUCAGAUGAAAAACAACACUGGAUGAAAUAUUACCCCGAUAAAAGUCAGUUCACAUUCCCAUGCUGUUACAGCUUGGAACAAAGUACCUUCAUUAUAGUUAGACAAACAGAUGUUCUCGUGUAGUUUAGAUAAAGUGUUUAUUGCUGUGAUGAAGCUGUACAGAGUUUAACCUACCUUGUCGUAAAAUUUAUAUAUAUAAAACUAAAGUAUGUAUCAUUGUGAACAGGCCCGUAGCCAGAGGAGGAGUUCGAAGAAUGUGACCAAAUCCCCACUGGCUAAAAAAGGUCACCCAAUGUAGAAUAAUGUAGAAAAAUAAUAAGUCUCGCCAUUCAAUUGUGAUUUAUAAUUGAUUAUAAUUAAUACCAAUAUUAAUAGUAAUAAUGUUACUUAUUUAAUACUGAGAAAUCUAUAGAGUUUAGGCCUGAAGAUGUUCCCCACUAAUUCAUAAUUACUAAAAAUAAUAAUGUUACUUACUUAAUACUGAGAAUAUUUUAGAGCUUAGGCCUAAAGACGUUUUCUACUAACUUAUGGGUACUAAUAGUAACAAUACAAAUGUUACUUACUUAAUACUGAGAAUAUUUUAGAGCUUAGGCCUAAAGACGUUUUCUACUAACUUAUGGGUACUAAUAGUAACAAUACAAAUGUUACUUACUUAAUACUGAGAAUAUUUUAGAGCUUAGGCCUAAAGACGUUUUCUACUAACUUAUAGUACUAAUAGUAACAAUACAAAUGUUAUUUAUUUAAUACUGAGAAUACCAUAGAGUUUAAAGACGUACGCUAGAGAAAUAAAUAAAAUAUUGAAAAACUUACUGCUUUUCGAAACUUGGUACUCAAAAUAGAUCAUACAAAUUUAGUUUCUAGUUUUCAGUGUUCCUACAUAAAACCACGUUAGUGCCUUAUGCUUGCUAGCUAACACUAAACAAAAAGGUCAUUUGAUUUUAGGAAUAGACCCGCCCUCAUCUGUCAUACCAUGGUUACGGGCCUUUUGAAGGUUCGUCAUGUAGAUAAUGAAACAAGACUAAUAAAAAAAUGUUUACCAAUUUUUGAGAUAGGCUAACACUAAAGAUUUGUAAAAUGUGAACAGCUAACAAACUAUUUCUACAGUUUAGAGAACCCAGUGGUAAUAUAUAUAUAUAUAUAUAUAUUUCUGUGCAUGUUCUUUAGGCCUAACAAUUCCUUAGUAAAUAUGGAUUUUAUAUGUGUUUAUUUUAAAAUUAUG
Molecule: messenger RNA, 4090 nt
Organism: Limulus polyphemus (Atlantic horseshoe crab)
Lineage: Eukaryota; Metazoa; Arthropoda; Merostomata; Xiphosura; Limulidae
Exons: 6
Coding region: 30-2789 (919 amino acids)
Source: RefSeq, a predicted model, not a curated record